Messenger RNA from Botrytis byssoidea, 1506 nucleotides. RefSeq lists its product as uncharacterized. The record is from RefSeq and is a predicted model, not a curated record. Bases 1 to 1506 code for a protein of 501 amino acids. The transcript has 2 exons. NCBI's taxonomy places the organism in Eukaryota, Fungi, Ascomycota, Leotiomycetes, Helotiales, Sclerotiniaceae.
AUGACCAGUAACUUAGGGAAAGAGCUUGAGAAUUAUCAUAAGUUUAUUAUCGCAUCGUCAAUUCUACUCAUUCAGGAUGUAGUAAUGUUCUGGUUCUGGGGUUGGAUUGUAGACGAAGUUGAAAAACUAAAGAGCUUGCAAAUUUCUUUGGAUGAGAGCCGUGAUCCACUCAAGCCUUUAUCGAAAGCUUAUGAUGCAGCGUUAGGGUCUCUUGAAGCAUUGUUGCUGGAUCAAAUCCACCGGCGUUCGAAAUACCUCGGUUCUUUAUUGCCUAUGUAUUUGCAAGAGUACAAGAUGACCGCCAUUUCCAGUAAUCAUGGCACGUUGUCUGGUUGGCAGCGAAAAGACACAGUCUCCUACCCCGAAUAUUCAAAAGACAGGUUGGAAUUUUGCUUGGCAUUAUUGUUAAUCGAUAUGCGCCCCGAUUGUAAGCUCGAGGAAGUUUCUCCUCUUACGCCUGCAAUGAUAUUUGCUAUGCUCGGGGAGCAUUUAGCCAAGUGCGAUGAAACCAAGAAUUUCAAAGAGCUCGCUAGACUGGAUGAAACUAUACAUACAGCAAUCUCUAGCCUUGCAGCAAUGUAUCAAAUGCUUGAGAUGGUCCGAUUACAUCGCCCUCGAGCAAAGAAACGAGAAGCCGAGGAUAUCGUCGAGCUCGAACAUAGUCGUGGAUGGCGCCACGCCAAAAAACAUCUAGAAGAUCAGUACAUGUUGAGAGAUCUCGAUCGUGUGACCGGGAUCCCUGAUGAAAAUAUUCCCAUGGGGGAAAGCCAGAGCGAAAGAAUCAAGGCUGAAAAGUCAUUGGCAGACCCCACCAAGAAAUUUAUGGAGACACCAAAACCAACCGGAAUAUGUCUCAGCCAGCAAUGGCUCGAUACUGAUGCGCAACAGAGAAAUGCUCUUAGCCAAAUAUGGGUGCAAGUUCGAGCCCGUCAUGAAUAUACUCUCCGUCGUCUGGGAUUUUGCCAAGAAGAUAUAGAUCAUGAUCUCGCAACACUAUCCGCGGAUAGUGACCCAGAACACGUCGCAGCGAUCGAGAAACGAAGUGCUGAAACCCACGCAGAGAUAGCAGCCAGAAUCAAAACCAGAAAGCUCCCCAACACAGAUGACGAAAAGAACACUGUCGAAACAAUAAGUAAGCCGACCAUAACUCCUGAAACAUCUGCACUUAUGUCAUCGCCCAAAGUACUUGUCAGAAAGAGUUCAUAUGCAAUAUUCCAAACCAUGUUCCCGACCCGAAAUUUUGAGAAGCGCACCAAAACAGUACCCUGGGACUCCCUCGUUAAUGCCAUGGCUGAGGCCGGAUUCAUAGCAAGCCAUGAUGCAGGAGGAUCGGCCGUUCAAUUUGAGCCUGAUACUAGCUCGCCUUGGUUUAGACAGGGUAAGAUAGUCUUCCACAAACCCCACCCUGAGCGUGUUGUGGACGCAAUCAUGUUGGGAGCGAUGGGAAAGUGGAUGGAGAAGUGGUUUGGAUGGAGCGAUGAGACUUUUGAAGUGGGUAAGAAAUAA